Molecule: messenger RNA, 1450 nt
Organism: Nicotiana tabacum (common tobacco)
Lineage: Eukaryota; Viridiplantae; Streptophyta; Magnoliopsida; Solanales; Solanaceae
Source: RefSeq, a predicted model, not a curated record
UUUUUUCUUGCUGUGUCAUUUUCUUUCAUUUCCUCUCUCUCUCUCUCUCUCUCUCUCUCCCUCUCUACAUAUCCCAUUAUCAAUGUUUCCAUCAUCAUUGUUACUAACGUCCUGAUAAACACAGAACCCGUUUCAGUUCCAGUGGAAAAUAUUCAAAGAGUACCAAAAAAACAGAAAAAAGAUUCAAUUUAUUUUGGGGGUUUUCAUUUUCUUGGUGAAAUCAUGGAUCUUUGGUCUGUACAUGUGAAAAACACCAAUCUUCUACUAAGAAAUUCAAUUUGUGAGAAACCCUUUGUUUCAAAUUGGAAGGUGUUUGAGAUCAGAGUACCUAAAAGACAUACCUUUUAUUCAUCUUCUGGUUCUGGGUAUCACUCUUUACUUGUUAAAGCUAUGGGCAAGAAGAACUCUGACAACUCCAAUUCUUCGGGGAAGGGCCCAGAAGAAGAUAGCCUAAAAGGGAGCAACCCCUCUUCUGGAAACGAUAGCUCAAAAAAUACUGGUGCACCAAAAUCUCAUCAGAAGCCCUUGGACUGGAGGGAAUUUCGAGCAUCUCUCUACAUUCAGGAGCAGCAGGCGGCAACUGCAGUCUCUGACACUCACAAGCAAGAGGGCACAAGUUUUGGUCCCAAAGCUCUUCCCUUGAAGUGGGCACAUCCGAUUUCAGCACCUGAGAAUGGCUGUGUUCUUGUUGCCACUGAAAAACUCGACGGAGUUCGUACUUUUGAAAGAACGGUCGUUCUCCUCCUCAGAUCUGGAACCAGGCACCCACAAGAGGGUCCAUUUGGUGUAGUCAUAAACCGCCCACUAGGCAAAAAGAUCAAGCACAUGAAACCCACUAAUCUCGACCUGGCAACGACCUUUGCUGAUUGUUCCUUGCACUUUGGCGGGCCCCUUGAAGCAAGUAUGUUUCUUUUAAGAUCAGGCGCUAGUUCAGAGCUACCUAGGUUCGAAGAGGUCAUUCCUGGUGUGUGUUUUGGUGCUCGAAACAGUUUGGAAGAAGCAUCUGCAUUGGUAAACAAAGGGGUGCUUAAGCCACAAGAUUUCAGAUUCUUCGUUGGCUAUGCGGGGUGGCAGCUUGACCAGUUGAGGGAAGAGAUUGAAUCCGGUUAUUGGUACGUUGCCUCAUGCAGUUCAAAUCUAAUUUUUGCAGGUUCACAAACUUCAUCAUCAGAGAGUUUGUGGGGAGAGAUAUUGCAGUUGAUGGGUGGUCAGUAUUCCGAGGUAAGUCGGAAGCCUAAACAAGACAUAUAGCUUCUCAGUGACUGUCAAACUGAGCAUUCAGGUUGAGUCAAAUGUACAUAAUGGUGGCAAAGGUCCUAAUCCAGUAGAGUUCUCUUCUACAUUUCUGCAUCUUUCCUAGACCUUGCUAAUAAGUAAUGAUCUAUGUAUGUAAAGGUAACUCUUUGGAGGAUCUUAGUAUGAUUAAUUUAACGUGGCAUUGCUUCUUAUA